AUGGAGUAUAAAGUCCCUAAGCAACGUGAUUUCAAUUGUUUGAGAAGCAAGCGAGGCAGAAAUGAUAUGUGCAAAGGCCAAGACUCUUACCAGACUACUGGGACUUAUAAGAAACAUAAGAAACGAGAGUAUCGUAUGCGGAGCAAGAACCGGUUUAUGAGCCCAACUCAUCAGGGCAACAGGUCUUCUAACCCUUCACAGAGAAGUAGUAUCCCACAGGAGUUUCAGAAGGGAUUUGAGAAUGGUGGUCACCAGUAUAACCCUGUUGAAGAUGAAAGGACGCAGUAUUAUAAUACAGCUAAUCAGAAGAGUUCUAGAGGCGUUAAUCCAGACCGGAGCAGUCUCCAUCGUCUAUGGAGUAAUAGCUCUUGUAGGUCUCAAUCUGAGGGUAGAAAUACGUAUAAAACUACUGCCUCAAUAAAUUCCAGAUCAAAGAGUUAUAAAUCUAGGAAGUACUUCAAAUUUCCAUGUGCACCUGAUCAUGAGCAAGAUUUUCAGUCUAUGAAAGCUUUAGGUAAUCAGAACCCCUGAGCUAGGUUCGGGGAUAAAUUUAACGACUAUUCCUACACAAAAGCUAACAUGCAGGGAUCAAAUCAGGAGAGGGAGUUUACUAUAGGAGAUCCUGAUAUAAGACAGCUACUCUCUUAUAAAAGACACAUUGAGGGUGAGAAGAUGAGCUGCGAAGUUCAGAACUCCGCAGCUAUACAACGUAGAGCUUCUAAUUGUCUUGAAUCGUCAGUCAUAUCUCCAUUCACUGAGUCUAACAUGUCUAUGUUUAAUCAAAACAAGCAUGAGAAUGUUGGUGAUUCUCGAGAUCUGCAGUACCAAAAUAUCUCGAUGGGGGAGUAUUUCACCAAAAAUAAAGCCGAGUUCCAGAGAAUGCCACUGAGAGAUAUCAACUUGAGCGACAAAGAGAAUCGACAGUUCAACAAAAUUGUCUUAGAGAAAACAUCAAAAUGUAAGUCGAAAGAAAAGCAAAAAAUUAAAGAAGCCAAAAGGAAGUCUGUUAAUAGGCAGAUUGGUCAGUUGUUCCAGAGAUGUACUGAGUUAGAGAUGAAGCUUGCUGAGAAAGAAAAUGAGAUAAAAAAUUUAAAGGCAUCAUUUUCCACUUUGAAUUCGAGAAGUGAGAACGAAAAUGAGGAAAACAUGUUUAGACAUGAAAAUAGUAGGAAGAAUAAGAGUUCAAUGAAGACACCUAAAUUUAAAUCUAGUGUUCAGAAGAAAGAAAAGGAUCCUCAAAAGUAUUAUAUCUCUUCUCCUAAUCAUCAAAAUUCUCGAGCAGCACAACGAGAUGCCCAGUUGACUCCGCUCUUUUCACAAAUUUGCAAUGAAAUUAACUUACCACAGUCAACUCCUCCUGAGAAGGUGCUAAAAUGAGUGCUGAAAUAUUUUCAAAAAUAUACUAAAAUGCACCCCUAAAUUCAAUUA
Moneuplotes crassus is the source of this 1428-nucleotide messenger RNA. Lineage: Eukaryota; Ciliophora; Spirotrichea; Euplotida; Euplotidae. The record is from the annotation of a GenBank genome assembly.